Molecule: messenger RNA, 3495 nt
Organism: Python bivittatus (Burmese python)
Lineage: Eukaryota; Metazoa; Chordata; Lepidosauria; Squamata; Pythonidae
Gene: ANKH
Product: ANKH inorganic pyrophosphate transport regulator
Biological process (GO): phosphate ion transmembrane transport
Cellular component (GO): plasma membrane
Molecular function (GO): phosphate transmembrane transporter activity
Source: RefSeq, a predicted model, not a curated record
UUUCUGGCGGCGGAGGUAAUGGUGCCGCCGGCGUCCCUCCUCCUUUUUUUUCCACCAGCGGCAGAUUAUUGUGUGGGAGGAGGGCAGGAGCGGCGGUGGCGACAGGGAUGGACUUGGUGUUUGGGAUUUCUUGCUAAAGGGAGCAACACAGCCGCUCCACGCACCAGACCAGAAAGGAGGCAGACGCAAGUGGAGCCGCUGCUGGUCGCUGCUGCUGCCUGAUGCCUCGCCGCCUCGCUCAAGAAAGCCAGAAGCCUCGUUUUUAAAGAAGACUUCGCUUCUUCCGCCCCUCGCCGCCGCCUGCUCCCCACCUGGUAGCUUCCCCGCUCCGGCAGAUGUGUGUGGGGUCGCUGCACAGCUGGGACUAUGGUGAAAUUUCCGGCGCUCACCAACUAUUGGCCCCUCAUCCGCUUCUUGGUCCCUUUGGGCAUCACUAAUAUCGCCAUCGACUUCGGGGAACAGGCCUUGAAUAGAGGUAUUGCGGCUGUUAAGGAAGAUGCUGUAGAAAUGCUAGCCAGCUAUGGGUUGGCAUACUCACUUAUGAAGUUUUUCACAGGUCCAAUGAGUGACUUCAAAAAUGUGGGUCUGGUUUUUGUCAACAGUAAGAGAGACAGAACCAAAGCAGUUUUGUGUAUGGUUGUAGCUGGUGCCGUGGCUGCUGUAUUUCAUACCUUGAUAGCAUAUAGUGAUCUGGGAUACUACAUCAUUAACAAGUUGCAUCAUGUUGACGAUUCUGUGGGAAGUAAAACACGCAAGGCCUUCCUUUAUCUUGCAGCUUUUCCUUUUAUGGAUGCCAUGGCUUGGACACAUGCAGGCAUUCUUCUGAAACACAAAUACAGCUUUCUGGUUGGAUGUGCCUCUAUUUCAGAUGUCAUUGCUCAGGUGGUUUUUGUGGCUAUUUUACUACACAGUCACUUGGAAUGCCGAGAGCCUCUCCUCAUCCCAAUCCUGUCUUUGUACAUGGGAGCACUUGUCCGAUGUACCACGUUAUGCCUGGGUUACUACAGAAACAUUCAUGAUAUUAUUCCUGACCAUAGUGGGCCAGAGAUGGGGGGAGAUGCUACAAUAAGAAAGAUGCUAAGUUUCUGGUGGCCUUUGGCAUUAAUUUUGGCCACUCAGAGAAUCAGUAGACCCAUCGUGAACCUCUUUGUAUCCCGGGAUCUUGGUGGCAGUUCAGCAGCCACAGAGGCAGUAGCAAUUUUGACAGCGACGUAUCCAGUGGGGCACAUGCCAUAUGGCUGGUUGACGGAGAUCCGAGCUGUUUACCCUGCUUUUGACAAGAACAAUCCCAGUAAUAAAAUGGUGAAUACCAGCAGUACCGUCACAGGAACACACAUCAAAAAGUUCACUUUUGUCUGCAUGGCCCUCUCCUUAACGCUCUGCUUUGUGAUGUUUUGGACGCCUAAUGUGUCUGAGAAGAUCUUAGUUGACAUCAUUGGAGUUGAUUUUGCUUUUGCAGAGCUCUGUGUCAUUCCUCUUCGUAUCUUCUCCUUCUUUCCUGUUCCAGUCACAGUAAGAGCACAUUUGACAGGAUGGUUGAUGACACUGAAAAAGACUUUUGUCCUAGCUCCUAGCUCAGUACUGCGCAUCAUUGUUCUCAUCACCAGUUUGAUUGUGCUGCCCUAUUUAGGGGUCCACGGAGCCACUCUAGGCGUAGGAUCACUUCUAGCUGGCUUUGUAGGAGAAUCAACUAUGGUUGCAAUAGCAGCUUGUUACGUCUAUCAAAAACAGAAAAAGAAGAGGAAUGAUAAUGAGACCGCGACAGAAGGUGAGGAUUCAGCAAUGACUGACAUGCCUCCAACAGAAGAAAUGACGGACAUCGUAGAAAUGAGAGAAGACAAUGAAUAAUAAAUGAAAACUGCAGGGACAGGAAGUUUAUUUCUUCUCUCACACUUUACUUUUAAUAAUGAGGCCUUGUUUCUGAAGGUUUCAGAUAAUGAAUUCAUAGCAUACCAAGUAUGCUGGCAUGGAUGAGGAACUUAAAGGAACAGUCUCUGUUUUUCUUUUCUUCCCCUUCAACUGAAUUUUUUUCUCCCAUUUCAUGCAAUUGCAAAAGACUUGGCGGCUAUUCAAUAGAGGAAGCUUCCGUUCUUGGGACAUUCUCCUUUGUCAACCAAAGUCUCUCUGUUGAUUCAUGGAUUGUGUUGCCGUCCUGCCUCUUCUCCUUACCUGCCCCAUUUCUUUUUUAUUAUUGUUAAUGAAAUAUAAAAAAUACAACCUUGGGGGGAAAACAUUAGCUUUAUUUUGCUUGCCUGAACAUGACCUUACUCUGUUGAUCUGUAUCAUGGCGGAUCCCUGAAAUUGGCUUUCUUAACAUUCAGUGUAAUAUAUUGUAUACUGCUAACACUACCAGACAAGAUCCUGAGUUAAAAAGAGUAAAUGAGAGAUGAAAUAUGUUAAAGAGACCUUGAUAAAUGCAGAAUAAGACAAAAUAAAGAGUUUAGGGUUGAUUAUAUUACCUAUGGUACAAAAGAGAGUUUUCCUGUGGUAGUGAACUGUGAACCAUCUGUAUGGUUCACUAAGCUUGUAACUGUUUUCUAAAAACAAUUGUGGAAUGAGAAGUUUUACUACAAUAUUAGUGUCCUAUCUAAAACUUUAUAUUUGAUAGAGUGGGGUUCUCAUACUCAGUGCUAUGCAGGAUACUUGAGAUGAUGGGCAAGCAUUUGUUCAUAGGGUUGUUUCUGGAAAGGAAUGUGGCAACACCCAUACACACACCAAUAUUUAAACCAAAGUAGUAAUCUUCUCUUGUGGGGUAGGGGAAAAAUAAGGCUGUUUGUACAAACUGCUAUAUGUGCUAACUUGUAUAGCGAAUAUAAUAGCAUAUCUUUUUCCUUUAGAAAACUUUGAAUAGGACUAUGUUACUUCAGGAGGAACUUGCCAAAAUGGAAUGAUGUUAAAUAAAUCAAAGUCUACAUUGGGAAAAUGGUCCAAACAGAAAUCUUGCAGUGCUGUGGAAGAGGGUCUUUGUCAAUGGAAUUAGUGUUUCAUUUGUUACCCAUUCACCCGAUUGGACUACUUAUGCUUUGGUGACUUGGAUGCGCUACAGAGCUUGCCAACAGGCCAGGCCAUUGGCUUUCAUGGAUUGUCAGUUACAUAGCUAACAAGGAUUGUUGCAGUCCAAGCGCAGCGUUAGCAUGGACAACACCAGCUUCCAGCUAUUGAUGUGGAAAGUGAAAGAAGUACCCGUAUUUGCUCUUGUCAUGCAGCUGUGCACUAUUAAGGGGGCUAAGUGGGACCCUCAGUACCCAUGGUUAAUUUGGUAAUUCACAUGACAUCUUAACACAAGACAAAAUAUACUGAAACAUUUCAAGGUUUCUUUAGACAAAUUAUAUUUUUCUAUAAGCUUUACAACAGUGAAAUAAUUUAAUUUAAUUUUGCACAAAGCUGUUUUCUAGAUUUUGGAAGUGGAUAGUUUCGAUCAGAAGACAUCUUUAAAGAUAAUAUGUCGAUCCUAUAUCAAUAUAUGUGUGUAUAUACAUAUUGAAUGUGUAUAAA